Messenger RNA from Pseudocercospora fijiensis CIRAD86, 495 nucleotides. RefSeq lists its product as uncharacterized. Bases 115 to 465 code for a protein of 116 amino acids. The record is from RefSeq and is a predicted model, not a curated record. Gene Ontology annotation, biological process: negative regulation of ATP-dependent activity. Gene Ontology annotation, cellular component: mitochondrion. Gene Ontology annotation, molecular function: ATPase inhibitor activity. NCBI's taxonomy places the organism in Eukaryota, Fungi, Ascomycota, Dothideomycetes, Mycosphaerellales, Mycosphaerellaceae. The transcript has a single exon.
CGAGCACAGAAGAAUCCCAAGUCUCUAUCAACAAAAGAAGCCAACUCAUCAGCCAUCAUCCUAAGACCACCCACAACAAAUCACACAUAUAAAAACCCACAUCCCCUCAAAACCAUGUCCCUCCCUCUCCGCCGCCUCCUCCCACACAAACCCCUCCAUAUCCACCCUCCCUCCCCAACCAUCUACAAACGCCCCUUCACCCUCACCCUUACAAAAUCCUACGCAGAAGGCGACACGGGAGCUCCCCGCUUACACGGCGACAGCUGGACGAAACGCGAAAAAGCCGCGGAGGACAUGUAUAUCAAAGGGCGAGAGAACAACCUUAUAAUGUUGUUAAAAGAGAAAAUCGCGGCGCAGGAAGCGGUAUUAGAGAAGGAUAGGGCGAUAUUGGCCGCCAUGGAGGAUCAGUAUGCACAUGUUGUUGAGGGGACGUUUGAUACGGGGGGGAAGGUGGGGGAGAUUUGAUUUUGAAAAAAAGGGGGGGGGGGGGGGGGG